GGAAAAUGGAACAGCCAAUGUCAAGGUUGUUAACGAAAUAAAUAUGGCGGUUCGAGUUUGGCGACUUCGAGACUUGAACGUCAUAAUUUUAUUUAUUACAUUACUUUUGUUCUUAUCUAGUUGUGAAGGAGUAUUGAAGUGCAGAUGCUCCCCAUGCCAUCCUAAUGCAGUCAAUGACACAUGCAUCGCAAAGUUCCAGUGCUUCACUGGACUAAGAUUAGUGGUGGAAAAUGGUGAGCAAGUGGAAAUCAUUAGUAAGGGGUGUAUGUCCGAGGAAGAAAACAGCAUACUUCAGUGUAAAGGCCAUUUGGUUCCUCACCGCUUGCCCCGUACGGUAGAGUGUUGUAAUGAUGAAGAUUACUGCAACGACUUCCUGGAUCCUUUAUAUGUGGAACAUAACAACACCCUGAAUUCUGUGCAUGUUGAACAGGAUGAGAUGAUAAACCCCACACAGCUGGUUAUGAUCUUGUCCAUUUCCUCCUGUCUCGUAAUAUUUCUAUUGGUUGUCUCUCUACUAUAUAUAAGGUAUAGAAAGAGAGAAAAUAACAAAAAAGAGCCAUUCAUGCGGGAUCAAGAGGACCAGAGUGAUUCGUUCAUGUCGGACUCCACAAAGGGGCUGAUUGACCAGUCCUCUGGCUGUGGAUCUGGACCCCCCACACUGAUUCAGAGAACAAUAGCCAGAAACAUUCACUUGGUGAAGAGUCUAGGGAAAGGGCGGUUCGGAGAGGUUUGGAAAGGACUCUGGAGAGAGGAGGAAGUGGCCGUUAAGAUAUUUUUUACGACAGAGGAGAGUAGCUGGGCAAGAGAAACAGAGCUUUACCAGUCAGUGUUGCUCAGACAUGAUGGGAUCCUGGGGUACAUUGCCUCAGACAUCAAGGGGACGGGGUCCUGGACUCAGCUGUUUCUGAUCACCGAGUAUCACGAGAAUGGCUCGCUUUACGACUUCCUCCAGACAAACGUGCUCGAUGUGGAGGACAUGCUCAAGAUGUGUCACAGUGCAGCUUGUGGCCUCGGCCAUCUACACUCAGAAAUAUUUGGUACAAAAGGAAAACCAGCGAUGGCUCACAGGGACAUCAAGUCCAGAAACAUUUUGGUGAAGGCUGAUGGCAGUUGUUGUAUAGCUGACCUGGGCCUUGCUGUUAGAUUUGUCAGCGAGUCUAAUGAAGUAGACUUGCCCCCAACCUCCAGACAAGGAACCAAACGUUACAUGGCUCCAGAACUGCUAGAUAGCUCAACCCGCAGAGACCAUUUCGAUGCCUACAAACAAGCUGAUAUCUAUGCCUUCGGGCUGGUGUUGUGGGAGAUUGCAAGGAGAUGCAUUUCUAAUGGAAUUGCUGAUGAUUACCAACCUCCAUACUUUGAGACCAUUCCUGCGAAUACUGAUCCUAGCUACGAGGCCAUGAAGAAGAUCGUCUGUGUGGACAAGAUGAGGCCAGGAUUUCCCAACAGAUGGUCGUCUAAUGAGUACUUAAAAAUGAUGGCCCGCCUGAUGAGGGAGUGUUGGAGUCACAACCCCGGGGCCAGGCUGACAGCCCUGCGAGUGAAAAAGACACUGGGGGGUAUUAUGUUACAGCUGAACAAAAGCGUGAAGCUGGAUGAGGCGGAAAAAAUCACCGAAAUUACAAACAUAAUCAAGAAUAGUGAGUGAGGUGGAGAAUGAAUAAGGUCAAAGGUCAAGAUGACCUGACUGACCUCCAGACAAUGCUCUGUUGUCUUAAAGAAUACCAUGGCAACAUCUAAUAAAAAAGCCCCCUUUCUUGUUGAAAUCCAUCGCAGGGAAAAAAGGGGAUAACUAUUUGGUGCCAUUUAUGAGUGCACUUAUUGAAAAAAAAACGAUGCAGCGAUAAAUCCGGUGUUGCAAUUUUGUUAACGAAUAUCAUUCGUCGCUCGUUUAUUUUGACAAGCAUCUUUGUUUGGGAAGUUUUGUGGCAUUAUGUUUUUUUGUGUCAUGCCACUUCAUUUCAGAUAAAUAAGUGUUUGUUAACCUCUUGUGAACAGUAUGUGAUAAGGCCGAUCUUGCUGACAUUGUGUAGUGGUGCUUUUAGUUUGAUCAAAUGCUAGCUUUUUAUAUGUUUGUAAUGAAAAUUUAGAGCUAAUGGUAGAAAUGAAUGUUAUCUCUAAGUUUAUUAUGGUUUUAACAAGGACACAAACUUCGACUGCUUUAAAAAGCAAGUGAGUCUUUUAUCAUCAUAUUUUUAAAUGUGUAUAGAAUUAAUGUUCAACUUUUCAAACAGCUGUGCUAUUUCAAAUAUUGCUAAGAGUUUGAUUUGCAUUCCUUAUAAACCAUUGGCAGCAGCUACUCAGGAGCCACCACUUCAAUGUUUUAAAUUGCAACCUUACAGGGUCAAAGUAGUAUCCUGGACAGAGGCACCAAUUUAAAAAAAAAUACUUUCUGCUUAAGGUCUGAAAUGUUAUGGUAUUAACUAAACAAGAUUUUGUAUUUAAGAGCUUCAAAUUCUGUUGGUGGCUCUGACCAUUUAUCACAAAAUUUUAUUUUUGUUUUGUUGUAAAAUUAUGAAUUCUCAUUUCUAGUCACUCAGAGUUUGUAUUAACAUUUCAAAUCAAAAAACAUUAAUUAUAUCAACUACUUCAUUUUCAUAGAUUUUUAUAUAAGUUUUUUUGUUUCAAUGCAGUAAGAGCAUUUACAUGUUGAAGGUUGUGUGUACAUAUAUAUAUAUAUCAAUAUAUACCAGUCCAUUUUCCUGCGAGUUUAUCAUGUCAGAUAUUUAUUUGUUUUACUUAUUUUAUACAGUGUAAUGCAGACAAGUUCUAAACCACACCCACCUUAUAGUACACGUGUGAUGCAUCACAAUUUUUUGGAAGAGUAUCACAGGGGUGAAUGUACUUGUAUGUCAGAGUUUUAGAUAAAAAAAAAUGUUAGGGUGUUAUUUCUUCUAGACUUAAAAUGGCCAAUUCUAGCAUCUCAGCAAAUUUUCUUUCUUCUUUGCGUUUAUACCAUUUAGUAUUAUUAACUUUUUUCUUUGUUCAGAAAAAAACAAGUAUUGGUAAUUUCUUGAAAAGGUUCACCUACACGAAUUGCACUUUUUAAAACAACCACUUAUGGAUAUUAUAAAACAUUUCUUCUUCAAGAUUUGAGUCAGUCAAUAAAAGUGAAAACGGUCCAUUCGUAAAUUUUACUUGAUAACACUUUUGAAUUGUUUUCAACAUCAAAUUACAUUCACAUUAUGUAAUCUAUACCUCAGUUUGAUGUCAUGAGAAAAUCCAAGUACUGUAAGUUUGUUUUUCAGUUUAUUUCUAUGCCCUCACUUGUUAGUUGUUUCAUUAGAUGCACAUUUCUUGAUUUCCUUUUUUUUUUUUCAACUUCUUUUUUGUUAUGCAUAAAAAGUGUGUCGAUAUCUAGUGAAUUUUUCUUUGAUACAAAAUUCAUGUGUGUGAAAGGUGAUGAAACUGAUCUGGUUAUAUGUUAACUUAGAAAAGCAUCCCUCAUUUUGCUGUUCAGAUAAAAACCUGAAUCUUUACUUAUAUUUAAUGUAAGAAAUGUGAUUAAGUAUAGUAUACCGAGGAAUCAUUGUUUUUCAUGGGGAGGUAAUAUCAUGAAUUUGCAUGAAUAAAAAAAAUGAUGAAUUUGUUGAGGAUGUAAAUUCGUAGGUAAGAGGUACCCAUGAAUCCCA
Magallana angulata is the source of this 3632-nucleotide messenger RNA. Its product is annotated as bone morphogenetic protein receptor type-1B-like. NCBI's taxonomy places the organism in Eukaryota, Metazoa, Mollusca, Bivalvia, Ostreida, Ostreidae. The record is from RefSeq and is a predicted model, not a curated record. Gene Ontology annotation, cellular component: signaling receptor complex; plasma membrane. Gene Ontology annotation, molecular function: ATP binding; SMAD binding; transforming growth factor beta receptor activity, type I. Gene Ontology annotation, biological process: dorsal/ventral pattern formation; protein phosphorylation; BMP signaling pathway. The coding region runs from base 44 to 1648 and encodes 534 amino acids. The transcript has 11 exons.